This is a messenger RNA of Gekko japonicus, 723 nucleotides long. Its product is annotated as proteasome activator complex subunit 1-like. Gene Ontology annotation, biological process: regulation of proteasomal protein catabolic process; positive regulation of endopeptidase activity; regulation of G1/S transition of mitotic cell cycle. Lineage: Eukaryota; Metazoa; Chordata; Lepidosauria; Squamata; Gekkonidae. Gene Ontology annotation, cellular component: cytoplasm; nucleoplasm; proteasome activator complex. The transcript has 2 exons. Gene Ontology annotation, molecular function: endopeptidase activator activity. The record is from RefSeq and is a predicted model, not a curated record.
AUGUGCCCAGCUGGGAUUACGGCCAACACUUUGCAAAUCUCCCCCAAGUGUGAAGUGCAGGUGGAAUCCUUCAAAAAGAACCUCUGUACUCAGGCUGAAGAACUUGUUGCCCAGCAUUUCCCAGAAAAGAUUGUGGAGCUAAAUAAUUUUUUGAAGGACCCUGAACUGAAUGUCUCAGAACUCAUUUCUCUCCAUGCUGAGCUGGAUAUCCCUGUGCCUGACCCCAAGAAGGAUGAGGAAUGCUAGAAGGAAAAGGAAGAUGAUGGGAAGAAAGAGAAGGAUACCAAGGAAUCAGAUGAUGAGGAUAAAGCACUCUCCCACAGCCCUGUAGCCCACGAGAUUGUGGCCCUCCUGAACUACAUCAAGCUGGAGAUCCAGGACACCAAGGAGAAGAUGAAUGUGAUCUCUCUGUGGCUGCAGCUCCAGGUUCCGUGGAUUGAAGAGGGCAAUAAUUUGGGGGUGGCAGCCCAGCUGGAAGGAUUCCAAACUCACAUUUCCGAGUAUUAUUCUGAAAGGGGCAAUGCAGUGUCCAAAGCAGCCAAGAGUCUACUUGUGGGUGACUUCUGGCACCUGGUGCAUGAAAUUGACGAGGCGGAGUAUGCUGAAAUCCAAUUCAUGGUCAAUGAACUGCAGUACAUUUGUGCUGUGGUCUAUGAUGGCGUCCUGAAGAACUUUGAGAAGAUGAAAAAGCCGAGAGACAAAAAUGAAGGGUUGAUCUACUAA